Hepatospora eriocheir is the source of this 255-nucleotide messenger RNA. The record is from the annotation of a GenBank genome assembly. Lineage: Eukaryota; Fungi; Microsporidia; Hepatosporidae.
AUGAACAAUCCAAAACCUUUAGAAUUAAAACCUGUUCAUUUGUUUAUUAUCUUAUUAAUUAGAAUUUCAGUAGUAUUUUUAUUCUUAUUCAUAGCUAGUAACAUAACAUUUAUUUCAACUAACUACACCUGCUACCAUCUAUUUUUAAUAGGUUUUUUAAUUAAAAACAACAAGAUAGAUUUAUCAUUCUAUAGAUCACUACUUAUUAUUACAUUACUAUCUUGUAUGUUAAUACCUUUUAUUAGUAAGUUUUGA